Molecule: messenger RNA, 2245 nt
Organism: Linepithema humile (Argentine ant)
Lineage: Eukaryota; Metazoa; Arthropoda; Insecta; Hymenoptera; Formicidae
Product: intraflagellar transport protein 22 homolog
Biological process (GO): intracellular protein transport
Cellular component (GO): endomembrane system
Molecular function (GO): GTP binding; GTPase activity
Source: RefSeq, a predicted model, not a curated record
AUAGAAUUAAAAAAGUUUUAUAUACUCAUUACCAUAUAAAUUACCAAUAUAAAAUUGCACGAUUAAAAUACCUAUAAAAUUCAUCAAACCAUAUAUAGAAUGCAUUUGCUUAGCUUGUUUCGACAUUGUCACUGCUGAUGCUCAGAUAUAAUGCUUUGCAAGUUCUAUUUUUGCGCAAGCACAAUAUAAUUAUUUUAAAAAAAUUGGUGUGCACUUUAUUCAAUCGAAAAAAGUGUCGUAAUAAAUUAGACAUUAUUCAAUUUUUCAAUGUAUGUAUUACCCGUUUUUAUUAUGUAUAUAAUAUAUCUUAUACUACAUAUUAAUGUAUAUGUACUCUACGAGAUAUAAUGUAGUUAUAUUUUUCCACCAUUCAAUUGAGAAUUUUAUAAAUGCAUUCGUAGCUCGUUUCAUAUCAUUGUCUAUCGAUAGUAUAUUUCAAUAUUUUAGCUUUUUCUAAAAUAUUAGAUUCUUAAAUAUUAGAAAAUUUAUCGCUAAUGCUAACAAUCGAGAUGUUAGUUGCUAAGUACAGGUAAUCUUAAACAAAUGUGUAAAACAUUAUAUCCGAGUGUCAGUGGUGAUAAAGAAAGAAGAGAAAAGCUAGAGAAAUACACUCUAUGUACAGAUUGAUAAAUUUAAACCAACCAAGACAUAUUUUAAUAUUUUUAUUUAGAAUGCAAAGAAACUUGACCACAAGCAGUUUAUUUCACAAAUAGCAAGGUAUAUACUCUGCUCCAUAAGAGAGUGAUAUAGAUCAGUAUUUGGAGUUAUAUUUUCGAAAUGAUUUUCAUAGUUGAUGUCCACUAACUUUUCCUUGCUGUUCACCCAUCUGUCAGAUUUUUUCUUAGGACAGUAAACAAACAGUAACAUCGACUGUAAUGCCAAUGUCGAUGCAUUUAUGUCCACGUAUAUGCUGUUUAAUAAAUAACGCAUAUAACUGCUAUUUUUCUUCUACUUUACUAUAAAGUUACGUAGACCAAGAUUAUUAUUCUCUUAUCAAACAGAGUAUACUUUACGAUGCAAUAACUUUGUAGUUGUAAUUGUAAUUUUUAUUAUAAUCAUGUGUUUACUGUAACGAUAUUAAUGUGUUUACUGUAAUAAUAUUAAUGUCAGUAAUCACAUAACUGCUGUGUAUUACAUAUUGUUAAAUAUAGACAUAUUGUUAAGAAAACGGUAUUGUAAUGAGUGAAUAUUAGUGUAUUCGUAAUAAAGUCAUAACUCUUUACAAAUGCACAUUCAUUUUUUUGGUACUUAUUUGAUGAUGUAGUAUUUUCAAACACUUUAUUAUGUCCAAGUGGAACUUGUUUGUAAAACAUCAUAAUAUCGAAAUAAAUGCAGAUUAAAAAGCAACAGCUUAUAGUCCUUCUUUUAGAAUUGAUAUGCCAAGCUCGUUAUACUCGUUAUUUUUACUUCGACUUAUACUUACAUACAUAAAUUUUAAAACUGUCACAUACUAGUGUGAAUUUUAUAACGGAUAUAAGUAAUUUCAAAUUGUUUAAAAUUCGAAUCUCAUGUACCUACUUGCGAUAGCUUUUCCGACAAGGUUGAUUGUGCGUAAUGUGUCGAGACAACACAGUCGCUAUAGCAACAAUUAGUACCAAACAAUAAAGUGUUUUGUAUUGUUACGUACUCAUGUUAGGUAUAAUAGUAUUCUUACGACAGCUAUUAUCAAAUAAUGCGCACAUUAAAAUUGGUAAUAAUAGGACCGACUGAGAGCGGAAAGACCACGAUAGCAAAUUUUUUGGCAGAUGCUACGGAAAUUCCAUAUGAUUAUCAUCCAACUCAAGGAGUUCGGAUAUUGGAGUUUGAAACGGAUGACAUCGAAGUGAAUAAUGAACGCGUUUCGAGAGAUAUCGAACUAUGGGAUUGCAGUGGAAAUCACAAAUUCAAAAAUUGUUGGCCAGCAAUGCGUAAAGACGUACACGGCAUAAUACUUGUAUAUAGCGCAAAAAGGCAAAAUUCUUUGAAAGAGCUGAAAGAAUUUUACGAUUAUUUUGUUAACGGCCCCAAAUUAGGGCCAAAUAGUUGUGUAAUAUUUUACUUUGAUCCUGAUAACGCUACAUCGAGUACGUCAAAAAUUAUUUCAUCUAGCUUCUCUCAUGUCUCUCAUGUCAAGUGCAACGUGGAUAAUAAUGGGGAUCAAUUAAAAGCUGAUUUUCAACUGUUUCUAAGUGCCCUAAUAAGAAAAAUGCACGAUGAUAAAGAAGAAAAACUGAUAUUAAGUGACAAUAUAUUAUUUGCUAAAUAA